Messenger RNA from Rhineura floridana, 2878 nucleotides. It is a transcript of the gene NIT1, whose product is annotated as nitrilase 1. Gene Ontology annotation, molecular function: hydrolase activity, acting on carbon-nitrogen (but not peptide) bonds, in linear amides. NCBI's taxonomy places the organism in Eukaryota, Metazoa, Chordata, Lepidosauria, Squamata, Rhineuridae. The coding region runs from base 1234 to 2118 and encodes 294 amino acids. The record is from RefSeq and is a predicted model, not a curated record. The transcript has 7 exons.
UAAAAAUGAAAAUGUGUCCGCGGGGUGUUGGCCUUGGGCGGGCUUCCCUCACUCUUUGUAAGCCUUUCGCCCUCAAUGUCCCCACCCGCGCCAUCUUCGUUAGGGGCACUGUUGAAACCCAGUUGGAAAUGUGGGCGCCCGAAGCUACCUGGACGACGCGGAACAAAAACGCAAAUAAAGAGAGAAUCAUCAAUGGAACUACUAAAAACAAGCACGCUUUUCAGGCAUCGGUGGCGGUGGAAUCUUUUCUCUUUUUUCAUUUCAUCCCAAAGACGCCAUUUUAUUUGAGGGCACAAUUUCGGGGUUUUUUCUUUAAAACCGCCAUCUUUGUUGCGGGCUGCAGGUUCUCUGCGCCGCCAUUUUAAAUACGGCCUACUCAAUUAUUUCUAUACGCUACAAACCACGGAGAUAGAAAAAGUAUAGAAUGACCUCUGGAGGUUCUAGCUAUAAAAUUUCCGAGUUUCCAUUGGAAAUAAACAGAAAAGAACUUUUAAGAUAUUAGUACAGCAACGUGUUCAAACAAGCUGCCAAAAAGAGGACCUCACGCUAUUUCUGACUCGGUCUUAUUUAGUGUGCAAAAACCAGUUCAACGUUUAUUUUAUUUAAGCGUUCGGGGGGGGGGAAUCGUCUUUACCGGUGCCCAGAAUUUAGCCCCCUUGUUUGGGAGGUGGAAGUGGACGAACUCGACACAGCUUUGCAGUGUAGUCCGCUAUUAACAUUGCAAGCCAGAACAGCGACUGAGGCUGCUUUAGAUUCCCAGCCAAACUUCCCCAUACAACCCCCCCCCAUCAGCUGAAUCUGCUGCAAUUGCCCCUCCCUGCCCAAAUUCAGGGCUCAGUUGCGCUCAGAAAGUUUUGCACUCUAUUGGCUUCCAAGCAGGCAUGUUGCACUUUUAAAAGUCUAAAAACUAAACGCCUUUCAUGUCGAAAUAAGAACUGAGAUAAAAAGAGCAGAAACUCCUGUCUUCGUUGGUCCUGUUUGUUUUUCAAAAAAGCUUAGCUGCCGCCCAAUCACAGCUAUGUUAAAAUCCUGAAUUUCCCCGCUGAUCUCUGAAGGCACCUUUCAGAUUUCCGCUCUACUGAAGACGAAAAAGAUUCUACAGACACCUUCACACGACCCUUUGUGUUGAGAGUGGUAUCCCAGAAGCCCUUGCAAACACUUUGCGUUGCUGGGAAGCAGUUUAUAAGGGUCAAAAGCCAAGCCCUCAGCCGCAGCCAUUCCAGGUUCAAAGCCAUGUCCACAGGCACAGGACCCCUGAAGCCCCUCGUUGCGGUCUGCCAGGUGACCUCGACCCCCGACAAAGCCCAAAACUGGGCAUCUUGCUCACGGCUCGUCCAGGAGGCUGCCCGGCGGGGGGCCUGUGUUGUAUUCCUCCCGGAAGCCUUUGACUUCAUUGGCAACAAUGUCGAAGAGACUCUGCACCUAGCGGAGCCCCUAGAAGGAGAUCACCUGCAGCGUUAUGUCAGGCUGGCCAGGGAAUGUGGCCUCUGGUUGUCCCUGGGAGGCUUCCACGAGAGAGGCAGUGACUGGGAGAGCACAGGACGGAUCUACAACUGCCACCUCCUCUUGGAUCCAAAAGGAACCCUGGUGGCUGCCUAUCGGAAGACUCACCUUUUCGAUGUGGAGUUGGAGGGGCGAGUGUCCCUGAAGGAAAGUGCCUUUACCAAUCCAGGCUCCGAGAUUGUGCCACCUGUUGAGACCCCAGCCGGAAAGAUUGGUCUAGCCAUCUGUUAUGAUCUGCGCUUCCCAGAAAUGUCGAUCGCUCUGGCCCAGGAAGGGGCAGAAAUUCUCACCUUCCCAUCAGCUUUCACUGUGACAACAGGCUCUGCUCAUUGGGAGGUGCUGCUGCGCGCUCGUGCCAUCGAGACUCAGUGCUAUGUUGUAGCAGCUGCUCAGACGGGGAAGCACCACGAGUGCCGCACCUCCUACGGCCAUGCCAUGGUGGUGGACCCCUGGGGCAGCGUCAUCGCCCAGUGCCCGGAGGGGCCAGGUCUGUGCUAUGCAGAGAUCGACCUUGCCUACCUGCGCCGUGUCCGGCAGGAGAUGCCCGUCUUCCGCCACCGCCGGGCCGACCUCUAUGGCCAGGUGGCUACUCAGAAGGACCCUCCAUCCCUGUGACUUUCUUGGCUGCUGCUGGACUGGCCUCCGGAAUCCUGAUUGCAAGUGGCAGGGGGAAAGGAAUGGCCUCUGUUGCUCAAAAGAACUGCCUGGGUGGAUGGAUUUCCAUUAGCACAGCUGAUUCGACACACCAAGAGUUCUGCUGGGGGUGGGGGAUAAGUGGGAAUGACCGACAGAAAUGCCCCUAAUCUUCCCUCUGUGUCAGGGGAAGGACAGACGGACACACGAUUUGGCUCAAACCCCGCCUGCACGCCCAGCUUCCUCCUUGAGUCCUCCUGUGACUUGCUCAAAUGAACCCUUUUUGCCUAAGUCGGGUGGGGAACCUGUGGUCCUCCCAAAGUUGCUGGACUCUUAACUCCCAUCAGCCCCAGCCAGCAUGGCCAAUGGUCAGGAAUGUUGGGAGCUGCAGUCCAGGAAUAUUUGGAGGGCCUUUUCCUCCACUUCUGACCUAAAUAAAUCUGUCACCACCAGCCACCCUCAUUUCUAUUCUUUGCCCUUUCAUCCAUUUCCAAGAACCCAUCUUCGUUUAAGAAAAAGGUUCUAACCUUUAGGCAGGGCAGUUGGUACUUUGCAUUCAAAAGCUUGAAACUCUGUGCUGCUAAGGGUCAAAUAUCACAACUUGUACACACAUGAUGCAGACUGUUAAGGAUCACUUUGAUUUGCGCUGAUCUAUAUUGAAAUGUAUCCCUCCACUUGAUUGUACUUUAGUGAUGACCAAUAGAUUUUAGCAAGUAAAUUUGACUGAUGCAACUUGUAUACA